UCUCAGUGAGGACCUCUCUCACCAGGGGCUGCUCUCUACGCUACAUCUCUCCUCCUAUCUGCCUUUUCCUUCAUUCUCUACGCUUGUAGAGACUGUCUAUAACAUCCUCCUUCUUUUGCAUCCCUCUUUGCCCUUGUCUCAUGCUGAUGACAUAUGAGGCUGGGGAUUAAUGUAAAGGGCAGCCCUCUGCGCUGGAUCCAAGAGCUGAGGUGAACGUCUGUUUUUCCAUCAGAGUGGAACAGUGCUAUAGACUGGGGAGCAUCACUUAUGCCAGCAGGUUACAUCCCCUGGAGCAGCAACGGGACAGCCUCGGGAGAAAACAGCUGCACUGAAGCCCCACGUGCAUGCCUGGAUGUGCUUUGUGUUGAUAGAUAGUACACUGAAAAAGGUAGGCAGAGGGCAGCAACAGAGGGGAGAGUAGUAUUUAGCAAGACACAAACCUCCAAAUAACGUUUUUGGGGGAGGUGGGUGUGGGAUUCACGGGGAGUGUUUUAAAUGUGAAAGGAGGAGUUGGGGGGGCUCUACUCUGCUCUCAGAUCAAAGAACUGGAAGAAGGAGGACCGCACAGUCUGAAGAGUCAGAGCGAGAGAGAGAGAGACUGGAGAGACUCCAGUCUCCAGAGACCACAGAAUUGCAAUUGAAGAGACUGUCUGCAGCACAGGGGGGUGGUUAUAAGGACACAAAGUGAGGGAACCAAUCAAAGGUCUUCAGAUCUUCAUUUGGACAGUGUGACCUUACUUUGUGAGUGAAGACUCAGAUUAAGAGGACAUCGAAGCAGGUCCCUUUAGGAAAUUGGAGGCAUUCUCUUUGCGCACAAAUCUAUAGGAGGAUCCAAAUAUGGCUGUCCAACUCAUCCCUGAAUCAGCCGUGUGUUUGCUUAUGAUGACAGAGGGCCGGCGAUGUCAGGUCCAUCUGCUGGACGACAGGAAGCUGGAGCUCCUCGUUCAGCCCAAGCUGAUGGCUAAAGACCUGCUGGACCUUGUGGCCUCUCACUUCAACCUCAAGGAGAAGGAGUACUUUGGAAUUGCAUACACAGAUGACACGGGCCAUUUUAGUUGGCUGCAGCUGGACCGCAGGGUAUUAGAACAUGAAUUCCCCAAGAAGUCUGGUCCCAUUGUCCUCUACUUCUGUGUCAGGUUCUACAUAGAGAGUAUAUCCUACCUGAAGGAUAACGCCACCAUUGAACUGUUCUUUCUUAAUGCAAAGUCCAUCAUAUACAAGGAGCUAAUUGAAGUAGACAGUGAGGUUGUCUUCGAAUUGGCUUCCUACAUUCUCCAAGAGGCUAAAGGUGAUUUCACUAGUAACGAUGUAACUAGGUCUGACCUGAAAAAGCUGCCUGCUCUACCCACCCAGGCCCUAAAGGAGCACCCGUCACUGGCUUACUGUGAAGAUCGGGUCAUAGAGCAUUACAAGAAGCUCAGCGGGCAGAGUAGAGGGCAGGCAAUCGUAAAUUAUAUGAGCAUUGUAGAGUCUCUACCCACAUAUGGAGUGCAUUACUAUUCUGUAAAGGACAAGCAGGGGAUCCCAUGGUGGUUGGGUCUGAGCUAUAAAGGCAUCUUUCAGUAUGAUUACCAGGACAAAGUUAAGCCCAGGAAGGUGUUCCAAUGGCGUCAAUUGGAGAACCUCUACUUCAGAGAGAAGAAGUUUUCGGUGGAAGUUCAUGACCCCAGGAGUAGGGCGUCGGUAACGAGAAGGACGUUCGGUCACAGCGGCAUUGCUGUGCAUACCUGGUACGCCUGUCCUGCCCUCAUCAAGUCCAUCUGGGCCAUGGCCAUCAGCCAGCACCAGUUCUACCUGGACCGCAAACAGAGCAAGUCAAAGAUCCAUGCAGCGAGGAGUUUGAGUGAGAUUGCCAUAGACCUGACAGAAACAGGAACACUGAAGACAUCCAAACUGGCCAACAUGGGCAGCAAGGGCAAGAUCAUCAGUGGCAGCAGUGGCAGCCUGCUCUCCUCAGGAUCUCAGGAAUCGGACAGCUCCCAAACGGCUAAGAAGGACAUGCUGGCAGCGCUGAGGGCCAGACAGGAAGCUCUGGAGGAAACGUUAAAGCAGAGACUAGAGGAACUCAAGAGCAUCUGCAUACGGGAGGCGGAGUUGACUGGAAAGCUUCCAAAGGAAUAUCCACUGGAUCCGGGAGAGGAGCCGCCAACUGUGAGACGGAAGAUCGGUACCGCCUUCAAACUGGAUGAGCAGAAAAUUCUACCUAAGGGAGAGGAAGAAGAACUUGAACGUUUGGAGCGGGAGUUUGCCAUUCAGUCACAGAUUACCGAGGCAGCCAGGCGUCUCGCCAGCGAUCCUCACGUAAGCAGUAAAAAGCUGAAGAAACAGAGGAAGACUUCUUAUCUGAAUGCACUGAAGAAGCUCCAGGAAAUUGAGAACUCCAUCAAUGAGUACCGGGUCCGCUCUGGCAAGAAGCCUACGCAGAGAGCGUCACUUAUCAUAGAAGAGGCCAAUAUUGGCUCUGAAGACAGCUCAUUGUCUGAUGCACUGGUCUUGGAUGAUGAUGAUCCUCAAGUUACAGGUACCCCCACCUUCUCUCCAGUAGCUUCACCUCAUAAGGGGCUCCCUCCAAGACCGCCAUCUCACAGUCGCCCCCCUCCACCGCAGUCCCUGGAUGGCCUGCGACACCUGCACUACACACGCUCUGACUAUGACAAAUCCCCCAUCAAACCCAAAAUGUGGAGCGAGUCAUCACUGGAUGAGCCCUAUGAGAAAGUCAAGAAACGCUCAUCUCACUCGAGUCACAGGCGUUUCCCGAGCUCGGGCAGUGCAGAAGCAGGGGGUAGUAAUUCUCUGCAGAGCAGCCCCAUUAGGAGCCUCCCUCACUGGAAUUCUCAGUCCAGCAUGCCAUCAACUCCGGACCUGAGGACCAGGACCCCGCACUAUGUACAUUCCACCAGGUCAGUGGACAUCAGUCCCACACGUCUGCACAGUCUUUCUCAGCACUUUAGGAACCGCAGCUCCAGCCUUGAGUCCCAGGGCAAACUGCUGGCAUCCGAUCCCGACGCACAUCCGCACACCCUGGGCAGCCCUGACUUCUUCCUCGGCCCAGGACGCAGCUCCAAUGGCUCCGACCCACUGGACGACUGUUCAUCCUGCACCAGCCAAAGCAGCUCGGAGCAUUAUUACCCCUCUGGAGGACCCCCUGGCAGUAACCCAAAUUACUCCACUCUGGGAGAAGAUUCACCCUCCAAAGCCAGGCAGAGGCAGAGGCAAAGACACAGGUCUGCAGGUCACCUGGGUUCCUCUAACUCUGGCUCAAUGCCAAAUCUGGCAGCUAAGAACGGUUCUGGUGGAGGAUUAGGUGGUAGUGGAGUGGGAGGGGGACACCAUGGAGUCUACCUCCACAGCCAGAGCCAGCCCUCUUCCCAGUACCGCAUCAAAGAGUACCCUCUAUAUGUAGAGGGCAGCCCCAACCCCGUGGUGGUGCGCAGCCUGGAGAGUGAUCAGGAGGGACACUACAGCGUGAAGGCUCAGUUCAAGACCUCCAGUUCCUACACGGCCGGGGGACUGUACAAAGAGGCCUGGGGGGCAGAGGAGGGAGGAGAGGGAAGCGGCCGACUUACGCCGUCGCGCUCUCAGAUCGUAAGGACUCCAUCAUUGGGGAGAGAGGGUGGUGGAGGCGGAGGAGGUGGGAGGGCGGCAGUUUCUGAAGAACUGCGGUGCUGGUACCAGAGGUCUUCAGGGAGCCUAAAGGAGAGGAGUCACUCACAUUCGGGAUCCACAUCCUCUGAGACUGGGUCACAGCAAGGCACUCUGGGACAUGGUCGAGGAAGUAGAGUAGGAACACUUGCCAAAGGCUCACCAGCUGCUUCCCCUCACAGCCAGAGGAGUAUGACCCCGUCAAGUGAACACACAGCUACACCCACACCUCCCUGCAGCCCACAGCACAUCCUUAACUGGCAGAGCGGGACUUUGAGUGACAGCUGUUUUCUCAGCAGCCCUCUGUGUUCAGAGCUGGCAGAUGUGCAGUGGUACGGACAAGACAAGGCCAAACCUGGAACGCUGGUCUGAGACCUUCCUAUGGGGCCUAGAAGAGUCCCAUUGCCCUCUCCUACUGCCUCUCCAUUGUCCCCCACAAUUAUCCAUCAACAACCGACAACCUCAUCCUUAAAGCCCUGCAGAAACCCUGCCCUGAGCAGACUUGACGGGCUGGACGUGAGCCUCCCUCCUCCUAACAUCUCACCACCUCUUAAUUAUGACCUGUCUAUUGCAGUUCAGCGGGACAGGGACUACUCGCUGGGCUCUUUAAGGGCAGAUUUCACAGGACGGACUGAGAAAUGCCACCUCAGCUGUUGAACUGUCACCCUACAGCACCACAGAGCCCUUUCUUUACUCACCUACUGCAGCACACAAAUAACAGGGCAACGGGAAGCGAGCGAUGGGAAGAGAGAGCACAGCAAAACGUCCCACAUGCAACUCAAAACUCAGCAGAAACAACACAGGCCAUUCCAGGAUCUCUUUCACAUUCAUCUUUGGUCCCCAGACUUACUCCAGUGCACUGCCUCCCAGUCAGAGGAUACCUGCUGGAUUUGAGCCACCAGUUUAAAACCCAUUUCCAGGCCCAAACGAACUGUGUCGCAUUUCAUUCCCAUUAACACUUGUUUGUCUUUCUUUUUCUUUAUUUCUUCCAGCGUAUUUAUAAAAAGAAAAGAUGACUGAAACAUUCAGGAGUUCUCUCUUUUACCCACAACCACAGACAGUUUCUGAAUCGACCAGUCACACCAGAGUUCUUGGGCAGGCACAAAGAAAAAAAGUGAAAACUGUAUUCAAAGUGACAAUAUCGGCAUGGUUUCUGAGAGACUGUCUGGAUAUUGAUAAGGACUAUAGCAAUAACAACCCUCGUAGAAGUCUUUGGACUGGUUUGAAUCGGCGGAGUGAAUUCAAGGAUCAUGACAGGGGGAAUUUGGAUUUGUGGUUGUUUGGCGUUACUCUUUUGCCUUCUUCACUGACUUCAUCCUUCAUGUUUAUUUUAAUAUCUGUGAUCUUCAGAGGAUUUCUCUGUCCGCAGCAGCAUGUUUGAUCACAUGGUGUAUGAGCCAGGGAGUAGAGGAGGUUUGGAAGAAAAGGUCAUUUAUGGGUGCUGUUCAGUCAUUACAGCACUUUUUUUUUUGGCUGAAGUUUGUUGGUCUGGCCUUUGCGCACUGUUUCAUAUUAAACCCUGAAAGAAAGAAAAAAUGUCUGACAUGUCUUGGCAUUACUUAUAUUUUAAUAUUGCAGUGGCUCAGUGAGAAUUGUUUAACCUUUGAUCUUGGCUCUACACCAGCUCUCACCAUGCUGAGUAUCCCUUUAUGGCACUGUGUUUACUCAUCUUACUUUGUCUGUUCCAAAUAUGUUGGUGCUUUACCUUAAUACUGUAAUUUACUACUGAAAUCAUUACAAACCACACAGCCCCUUUACUUCCCCACAGCAGAAAGCCCUUCUAUGAAAUUACAGUGAGGCACAGCGGACGGAUGACAUCCAACGAGGGUUUAUUUGGUAUUAGGUGAAAUAAAAAUGUAUUUUAACACCAUUAAGUCUGAAAGCACAACAUUAACAGUGUCUUUGAGGGCUGGACCUACAGUAAGUGUAUUCUCAUAUCAGUGUAACCACAAGGUGUUAAAGGGCAAUCCUCUCUGUAUUUCAGGCAUCAGAUAAUUAAAACCCCUGCUGUCAGGGAAGAAACGCUAAAGCCAACACACAAAUUCUUUAACUCGCUCAAAUGGAGAGAAUUAUUUUUCUCACAUGUCCUAAUCAAUCAAAUAUUCAGAACAGGGUUAGAAAAGCACAUCUAGUUUUGUAAAAAAAUAACAAUAAAAGGACAUUUGGCUGUUUUUUAGUCGUUUUCCUUCUCUUCCUUUGACAAAUGUUUCCGUUGCAAAUUCAUGCUCACCACUGUUUCCUUAUUCCUCAAAAUCUAAAUUAACCAAGUGUUAUUUUGCUCUAAAACACGUUGUGAAUCUCAGUGAUAGAUCCUAUAGCACCAUUCAGACUGGAUAAAAGGUGUAUUGUACUUCUUGGUAUGAGAGGAACCGUACGUCUUUCAUUUGUAUUUCCUUUAUAGACUACUGCGAGUUGUCGUAAUUUGCCCCUUUUUACAAUAUUUUACUAAGAAGGUUUCGCCCGAGCUCCUGCAUGGCUAGUUCUUGGACAGUUGUUCAUGCCAAGCUUGGUCAAAUUGAAUAAGUCUUUAAGCAGAGUUGGAACCAGUGAUCACUGGUUACCACCUAAUAUGACUUCUUUACUCGAGUGUAUUUGAGUUUGAUCUUGCUUUUCACUCCAAAACAUUUCUGUGCUAGACAAAAAAUCCCACGCAUGCUGUGCAGAUCCUCUGAGAAAUGAAGACCCCAAAGACAGCGCCCAGCUCCUUCGUGUUACCAUUAGCACGUUUUACUCCACGGUGUCAUCCCGCACCAAAAAAAAGUACCAUUUUGACCUUGUUGUAAUCUCUGACCUCUGAGCCCAUUGUGAAGACGUGUGACAUCCCUUCCCUUCAUAUUUCCAAACAACAUAUUUCCUGUGCUCCAUACUAAUGUAUGAGGUUUUUGUAAUACUCCCAAGAGAAGAAAUGAACUAACUAUUUUAUCAAGUCUUUUCCUGUAUGUACUGAUGGGGCACUGUUAGAUUUUGUGGGGUUUUUAACAUUCACAUCUAUUGUUUUACAAUGUUCCAUUUUAAAUGAACCAGUAUUGUUUUUUUUAAGUUUCGGACAUUGUAACAACCCUUUCAGGUGCUACAAAAUGACCACUUACUGCUUUGUCACGUAGGAUCUAGACAUCUCUUCAUUGUUAUCAAUAGAUUCAAUACCAGAUGUGCAAAAUGAAGCUUAUUUUAACAAACAGUUUAAUAGUAGAAGCACUUCCUCUACCAGACAAUAGAGCAUGUAACUCAAUUUUAUCAGUUCUCUUCAACUGAAACAGUACAUUAAAGGUGUUGUAGGAAAACAAUGUGGAAUUGAUUAAAAAAAAAACUUAAUUCCACACUUAAUUUAUUCUUUUUUCUAUUAAGAAUUUGUAUAGUAACUUUGCAUUUUUCAAAACUGUGUUGUUCAAAAUUGAUGAUGAAAUUUUCAAGACGAGAAGCUGUGGUGGUUCUUGAGAGUAAGAAAAUAAAUUAUUGAUGAAUGUUCUCAA
This is a messenger RNA of Oreochromis niloticus (Nile tilapia), 7112 nucleotides long. It is a transcript of the gene frmd4a, whose product is annotated as FERM domain containing 4A. Bases 838 to 4014 code for a protein of 1058 amino acids. Gene Ontology annotation, biological process: establishment of epithelial cell polarity. The transcript is spliced from 24 exons. Gene Ontology annotation, cellular component: adherens junction; bicellular tight junction; cytoskeleton. The record is from RefSeq and is a predicted model, not a curated record. Lineage: Eukaryota; Metazoa; Chordata; Actinopteri; Cichliformes; Cichlidae.